Molecule: messenger RNA, 6755 nt
Organism: Oncorhynchus keta (chum salmon)
Lineage: Eukaryota; Metazoa; Chordata; Actinopteri; Salmoniformes; Salmonidae
Product: axoneme-associated protein mst101(2)-like
Exons: 7
Coding region: 3501-5021 (506 amino acids)
Source: RefSeq, a predicted model, not a curated record
CAAACCUCCCCUCAGGUUUCUCUAAAUCAGGGAUGGGCAACUUUGAUGGGGUGGGAGCCACAAAAAAUCUGAACUCAUGGCCGCGGGUCUGUGUACCCACAUCCAUAUCCACACAUGCAGUCAGAGAUGGCCCUAGCCUUUUGGGGGCCCUAAGUUAGUCUAGCCAAUCUAAAAAUGUUUAGCUGACAUGGGCAAAUUGAGUGGCUGUCAGGGACUGACAUAAUAACAGAAAAACUCCUAAUGCACAACCAAAUUUAGAAAAAAUGCACUUUGUGUAUUCUACUAUUCUAACUCUCAGCAGUAAAUUGGGCAGGGUAUUUGGCAGGGUAGCUGGGGUGUCGGCCGCCCGCCACCUUCUGGCUGGCUGGCUGACUGCAACACUGACACAGUGGAGUACUGUCCUUGAGAUUUACUUGGUUGCUUCCCAGAUAUAAUUCAUUAUUUCUAUGGAAAAAGACAUGUGAUACUUGAAUAGAUUUUGCCAAAAGAAAUAAAAGAGUGAUAUCAGCCAGUGUAGGAAAGCCAAGUAACAUUAUGUCCAAAUCCAACAGAACAUGAAGAUACUGCCACUUUCUGGACUUAACAGGUACUGCAGUCUUAUUGACAAAUACUACAGUCGACUCUGUUCUUACGCCCAUCUAGUUUAAAUAUUUGAGAUAUUUCUUUCAAAGAGACAUUGAAUCAAUAUAACUGAGACGAGCAAAAAACCCACUAAUACAUUGUUUUCUCUACAAUCAAGAUCUGAUACUGUAUAGAUUGUGUAGGUUACAUGUAGAAGAAACAGAAUACUAUAACAUAGUAUGUGUUACCAAAGUAUUUUGUUAGGCUGCUUUGUGGUUGUUGUUGUUUGUGUUGUCACCACUAGUGUCCCUAAUGUGUCUGUUGCCAUGUCUCUCUGCUCAGCCAUAUCACUUCCUAUUUGGCUGCCUGUGUGUGUGUGUUUUUGUGUCAUGGUGUGGUAGUAGAUAGUGGCUCAGAGACCCUGGACUGUUUUAGUGUGGGGAGAGUUUGUUAUGCAAAGCGUAAUAUGCUGGCACCUGGCAGGCAUGACAAGUGUGUGUGUGUGUGUGUGUGUGUGUGUGUGUGUGUGUGUGUGUGUGUGUGUGUGUGUGUGUGUGUGUGUGUGUUAGUGGCUGACUGUCUCAGGGUGCAGUCCUGUGGUAAUAGUAAGGGCUAGAUUAGGGACAGGGCUAGGGAAAGAGUAAACUGUGUAUAUUACAACAUAUCAUCUUUGUUUAUUGUGUGGGUCACAGAAGGAUACCAAGAAGAGGUUUUGGUGUUGGAUCACUCACAUUCCUAGACUGACUGACAGUCACAGAGAAGUUUGGGAAGCAGAACCACUGCUCUUCUCAAUUCACUUCACCACUGCUGCUGUCUACUGUGACCACCAGAGGGGGCUGUAUACAUGUGUAAGUUACCAACCUUAGACUGAAUAGGAGACUCCUCAAUGUGGGAGUUAGCCAAGUACAGUAAGUGCUAAUGUAACAAUUUGAGGUCCUGAGCGCUCUGGAGCAGGUUUUCAUCAAGGAUCUCUGUGUACUUUUCUCCGUUCAUCUUUCCCUUGAUCCUGACUAGUCUCCCAGUCCCUGCCGCUGAAAAACAUCCCCACAGCAUGAUGCUGCCACCACCAUGCGUCACUGUAGGGAUGGUGCCUGGUUUCCUCCAGAUGUGACACUUGGCAUUUAAGCCAAAGAGUUCAAUCUUGGUUUCAUCAGACCAGAGAUUCUUAUUUAUCAUGGUCUGAUAGUCCUUAAAGUCCUUUAGCCGUUUGGCAAACUCCAAGCAAACUCCAACACUCCUGUCAUGUGCUUUUUACUGAGAAGUGGCUUCCAUCUGGCCACUCUACCAUAAAGGCCUGAUUGGAAGAGUGCUGCAGAGAUGGUUGUCUUUCUGGAAGGUUCUGGAAGGUUCUCCCAUCUCCACAGAUCUGGAGCUCUGUCAAGUUUGGGGACAACUCCCUGACCAAGGACCUUUCCCCCCGAUUUCUCAGUUAGGCCGGGCGACCAGCUCUAGGAAGCGUCUUGGUGGUUCCAAACUUCUUUCAUUUAAGAAUGAUGGAGGCCACUGUGUUCUUGGGGACCUUCAAUGCUGCAGACAUUUUUUGGUACCCUUCCCAAGAUCUGUGCCUAGACACAAUCCUGUCUCAGAGCUCUAUGGACUCUUCCUUCGACCUCAUUGCUUGGUUUUUGCUCUGACAUGCACUGUCAACUGUGGGACGUUAUAUAGAGGUGUGUGCCUUUCCAAAUCCUGUUCAUUUAAUUGAAUUUAUCACAGGUGGACAUCUCAAGGAUGAUCAAUGGACACAGGAUGCACCUGAGCUCAAUUUUCGAGUCUCAUAGCAAAGGGUCUGAAUACUUAUGUAAAUAAGGUAUUUCUGUUUUGUAUUUUUUUUAUGCUGUGUUCUGCUUUGUCAUUAUGGGGUAUUGUAUGUAGAUUGAUGAGGAUUUUUUUAUUGAAUCCAUUUUAGAAUAAGGCUGUAAUGUAACAAAAUGUGGAAAAGGGGAAGGGGUCUGAAUACUUUCCGAAUGCAAUGUAAGUGCUUGGAUUUUUUCAACUUUGGAGAAUCUCUCGUAAAAUGGGUAAAAUGUACAUACAACAAUCUUCUAUGACAAAAAAUAAAUAACAGUUACUUCUCUUUGAAUUGCCAAGAGGUGUAAAACAAGGUUGUUCUUUGUCACCAUACCUAUUUAAUAUGGCCAUUGAACUGUUAGCUUUAAAAUCAGAUCAACAAUAACUUUAUGGGGCUAAAAAGGAAUGGAUUAGAGACAAAAGUAUCAAUGUACACCAAUGAUUAAAGCAUUCUCUUGAGACCUCAAUCUUCAUCCUUGAAGAGCCUUAUUGAAGACCUGGAUAAUGGUCCAGUUUCUCUGGACUAAAACUCAACUAUGAUAAGUAUACUAUAUUAUGGAUUGGGUCUCCAAUAGAUACAGUGGGGCAAAAAUACUUUUUUGCCCCACUGUACAAGCUUAAAAUUUCGAUGUGGUCUCCCAAUUAAAUGGGCGGAUGGUGAAGUUGAUGUGCUUGGUGUUAGGGGUGCUGCCAGGGAUUUUGGGCCCCAUGAAAAGAUAUCACAUUGGGCCCCACCACCACCACAGGCCACACCAACCCUGCGUUAACAUCCUGAGAAUCAAGAUGUUAACUUAUAUUUACUGAUUGCUGUAACCACACACCUCCAGAACCCAAUCAAAGCCUUAAAUAACUCUACCUUUGCAGGCUUGCAACUCUCUUGUAGUCCAAAAUUUACUGUGCGAUAUUUACUGACACUGAGCUGUGAAAAUAUAACACUGUGCAGACAUGCAUGCAACAUUCUGCAUACAGUGGAAUUCACUAUUUGAUGCAAGACUGAUGCCCUCUAUAAGAAAUGUGCUAAAGGCCAUCUUUUACAGUCUAAAUGUCAUUUGAAUGGUAAAAUACUUGAAUCUUAACAUUAAAAUAAAUAUAAUUUAAAUAUACAUUAACCAUUAACGGUCACAGGGAGUGUGAAAAAUAUACGUAAAGAAAUGCACACUUCUACAGAAAUGCUUUGCAGCUGCAUCUUACAAAUUGCAUUCAGGAGACCAAGAGGGGACAAGUUAGGGGGGGAAGUGUCAGCAUAUACAGUGUUCAGGUGUCAGGAGACCAAGAGGGAACAAGUGGCAGCAUAUACAGUGUUCAGGUGUCAGGAGACCAAGAGGGAACAAGUGGCAGCAUAUACAGUGUUCAGGUGUCAGGAGACAAAGAGGGGACAAGUGGCAGCAUAUACAGUGUUCAGGUGUCAGGAGACCAAGAGGGGACAAGUGGCAGCAUAUACAGUGUUCAGGUGUCAGGAGACCAAGAGGGGACAAGUGGCAGCAUAUACAGUGUUCAGGUGUCAGGAGACCAAGAGGGAACAAGUGGCAGCAUAUACAGUGUUCAGGUGUCAGGAGACCAAGAGGGAACAAGUGGCAGCAUAUACAGUGUUCAGGUGUCAGGAGACCAAGAGGGAACAAGUGGCAGCAUAUACAGUGUUCAGGUGUCAGGAGACCAAGAGGGGACAAGUGGCAGCAUAUACAGUGUUCAGGUGUCAGGAGACCAAGAGGGAACAAGUGGCAGCAUAUACAGUGUUCAGGUGUCAGGAGACCAAGAGGGAACAAGUGGCAGCAUAUACAGUGUUCAGGUGUCAGGAGACCAAGAGGGGACAAGUGGCAGCAUAUACAGUGUUCAGGUGUCAGGAGACCAAGAGGGGACAAGUGGCAGCAUAUACAGUGUUCAGGUGUCAGGAGACCAAGAGGGGACAAGUGGCAGCAUAUACAGUGUUCAGGUGUCAGGAGACCAAGAGGGAACAAGUGGCAGCAUAUACAGUGUUCAGGUGUCAGGAGACCAAGAGGGGACAAGUGGCAGCAUAUACAGUGUUCAGGUGUCAGGAGACCAAGAGGGAACAAGUUAGGGGGGGAAGUGUCAGCAUAUACAGUGUUCAGGUGUCAGGAGACCAAGAGGGGACAAGUGGCAGCAUAUACAGUGUUCAGGUGUCAGGAGACCAAGAGGGGACAAGUGGCAGCAUAUACAGUGGUUCAGGUGUCAGGAGACCAAGAGGGGACAAGUGGCAGCAUAUACAGUGUUCAGGUGUCAGGAGACCAAGAGGGGACAAGUGGCAGCAUAUACAGUGUUCAGGUGUCAGGAGACCAAGAGGGAACAAGUUAGGGGGGGAAGUGUCAGCAUAUACAGUGUUCAGGUGUCAGGAGACCAAGAGGGGACAAGUGGCAGCAUAUACAGUGUUCAGGUGUCAGGAGACCAAGAGGGGACAAGUUAGGGGGGAAGUGGCAGCAUAUACAGUGUUCAGGUGUCAGGAGACCAAGAGGGAACAAGUGGCAGCAUUUACAGUGGUUCAGGUGUCAGGAGACCAAGAGGGAACAAGUGGCAGAAUAUACAGUGUUCAGGUGUCAGGAGACCAAGAGGGGACAAGUGGCAGCAUAUACAGUGUUCAGGUGUCAGGAGACCAAGAGGGAACAAGUGGCAGCAUAUACAGUGUUCAGGUGUCAGGAGACCAAGAGGGGACAAGUUAGGGGGGAAGUGGCAGCAUUUACAGUGGUUCAGGUGUCAGGAGACCAAGAGGGAACAAGUGGCAGCAUAUACAGUGUUCAGGUGUCAGGAGACCAAGAGGGGACAAGUGGCAGCAUAUACAGUGUUCAGGUGUCAGGAGACCAAGAGGGGACAAGUUAGGGGGGGAAGUGUCAGCAUAUACAGUGUUCAGGUGUCAGGAGACCAAGAGGGGACAAGUGGCAGCAUAUACAGUGUUCAGGUGUCAGGAGACCAAGAGGGGACAAGUGGCAGCAUAUACAGUGUUCAGGUGUCAGGAGACCAAGAGGGGACAAGUGGCAGCAUAUACAGUGUUCAGGUGUCAGGAGACCAAGAGGGGACAAGUGGCAGCAUAUACAGUGUUCAGGUGUCAGGAGACCAAGAGGGAACAAGUGGCAGCAUAUACAGUGUUCAGGUGUCAGGAGACCAAGAGGGGACAAGUUAGGGGGGAAAGUGGCAGUGGUGUGGAACCUAAUGUCCAAGCCACUUAUGAUGUUGUCCAUAGCAGUAAAAAACACGGUCUCAUCAUGGAAUCUCUUAUUUUUCUUCUAAAUUUCUUCUAAGUAUUGUUGUCCGUUAGUUUACAAUCAGGGGAGGGAUGGUACACUCUUUCAAAAAAGGGUUCCAAAAGGGAUCUGCGGCUGUCCCCAUAGGAGAACCCUUUUUGAUUCCAGGUAGAACUAUUUUAGGUGCAAUGUAGAUCCCUCUGUGGAAAGGGUUCUAUAUGGAACACAAAAGGGUUUUACCUGGAACCAAAGGGGGUUCUUCAAUGGCGUUCUGCUAUGGGGACAGGAAGAAAAACCAAGGUAUUAAAAAAUGUGUAAAUAUAUAAAUAUGUGUGACAGCUACAUAAUUUAUCUGACUGACAGUAGCUCUGAUGUCCAAUGUUCCCACUGAGCUCAUUCCUGCUCAGGGUGGAGUGGAGCAGAGAGAGAACUGUGAUGUCCAAUGUUCCCACUGAGCUCAUUCCUGCUCAGGGUGGAGCAGAGAGAGAGAGAACUGUGAUGUCCAAUGUUCCCACUGAGCUCAUUCCUGCUCAGGGUGGAGUGGAGCAGAGAGAGAACUGUGAUGUCCAAUGUUCCCACUGAGCUCAUUCCUGCUCAGGGUGGAGCAGAGAGAGAGAGAACUGUGAUGUCCAAUGUUCCCACUGAGCUCAUUCCUGCUCAGGGUGGAGUGGAGCAGAGAGAGAACUGUGAUGUCCAAUGUUCCCACUGAGCUCAUUCCUGCUCAGGGUGGAGCAGAGAGAGAGAGAACUGUGAUGUCCAAUGUUCCCACUGAGCUCAUUCCUGCUCAGGGUGGAGUGGAGCAGAGAGAGAACUGUGAUGUCCAAUGUUCCCACUGAGCUCAUUCCUGCUCAGGGUGGAGCAGAGAGAGAGAGAACUGUGAUGUCCAAUGUUCCCACUGAGCUCAUUCCUGCUCAGGGUGGAGCAGAGAGAGAGAGAACUGUGAUGUCCAAUGUUCCCACUGAGCUCAUUCCUGCUCAGGGUGGAGUGGAGCAGAGAGAGAGAGAACUGUGAUGUCCAAUGUUCCCACUGAGCUCAUUCCUGCUCAGGGUGGAGCAGAGAGAGAGAGAUGUAGAAAGAGAGAGACUCAGGAGACUAGAAGGACAUCCGCUCUCCACAUCAUGACCUUUCAAUUCAAUUCAAAGAGCUUUAUUGGCAUGGGAAACAUAUAUUUGCAUUGCCAAAACAACUUCUCUCUGCGUCUCAGCCAUGACAAAG